AUGGGUAAGCACAUACCCAAGCUGAUGCCAGUCGCGUUCGACGAAGUUGGUCUGUCAAAGAUUCUCUAUGAGAUCUACGUGCAGAUGUUUAUCGACGAGGACUGGUCGCUCAAGUUUGCCAACAUCAAUUUGAUGAGUAUUCGAAACUUGACGUUGGUGUUCUACAUCCGCUCUAGUCUAUCAGCAUUCUUGCGGCUUGUUCAGUCGCGCGUCAUUUGUGACUGGGAUAAGACCAUGACUAUUUUCCUGUCUCACGUCAAACACCGACCGAAUGCGCCCAUGGGCAUGAACUACGUCCAAGAACUAUGCGUCUAUAUGCACAUGCUGGGUGUCUACUCGACGGAAUGGAUGAAAACCCCAAGAAACACAGUGCAAGGUACUUCUACGCUGGGGGACUCGAGAGACUGGAAGAAUAUGCCGACCGUGGUGUGCAUAACGCUGAGAGUCCCAAGGACGAAGUUGGCGGUGAUCACAGCUAUGAAGCCCACCAAACUAGGUACUCCAAGUGUACACUGUGUCUUACAGGCUCCGUUCCCGUCGACGACUGGUCAGUGGCAGAACAUCUUUCCAGCGUGUCAGUACACAUUUGGGAGCAUCUCGACCCGUGGCCGUCGACACAGCAACUCUUUCGAAGUCGACAUCGUCGAGGAUUCACUAGCAUGGAGAGGACUCUCCGACCUCAUCGUCUCGUACUACGUACCCACGGAAUUUCUACUCAUGGAGCCACGUUUGGCGGACGUCGGGUUUGGCAUCCACAGUACUCCAGCCAGUACUGGUGUAUUCAUGCCAAAACUCGGGCCGACCUUGUCAAUCUACCAGACAAAUAUUGGCAACACGAACGAUGUAUACAUCACUCGAUACGCUCCUAAUCAGACCGGAGUCUUGUCCGUUCCUGGAUUUGCUGCUGACGACAUGGCAUCGCCUGCCGCCGUCGGCCCAGGGGGUGGAUCAUCGCUAUGUGCAACGGCUGAUCAUGGCUCAGGGCGAAUAACCUCCUUUACAGUUCGGCUGAACAUCACAGGUGAGGAACAUUUGACCGCACUGCAAAGCGGCUGCCAGGUGCACGUCGAAAGCAUAUCGCCUUGUCACGCAUCAGCUGCAAUUGGAGGUGAACACCCUCUCAGUUUUAUGUACCCUAUGCUCUAUACCGAUCAUGGAGCUCUGGCGUGGAACAUGCCGUACAUCAACCUACAGAAGUCGCCUGUCAUCGACAUCAAGCAACCUGACAAGCUGAAAUGGCUCAAUCCUCACGUAUCCAUGAUGCACUCUGCCCGAGAGCGCGCACUGCGCGAAGACGAAGGUCCCCCUCGUUCGCCCGGCGAGCGUCUCCGUCUCGACUUCAAGGAGUCGCUGCAUUCGCUGUUCAACCACUUCGCCGGCUUGCAGGGCCCGAAGUAUCACAUGUUCGGCAUCUGGAACCCGAACAACGGGGGCGUGCACAUUCUCAUUUUCUGUUCCAACCUGCUCAUCGAUCUUUCGAACCGAGUCGUGGCGCUCGACUGCGCAGUACUGCCCCUUCAUACCGAUCUCAUGCCCAAGGUCACGCACUUCCUGACGGCUAUUGCUGCAUCUGGGCUUUGCCAGAUCAAGGUUGACGAUGCAGAGCUGCGGCUCUGGAAGCGAUACGCCGCGGCCGGGAAGAUACCCUUGACGGAGGAAGACGAGCGACCCUUCCUGUGCUCAUGCGGGAACGGACAACUACCUCCAAAAUUCAUUGGCAUCGACGUCGCUGGAUGGAAUUCGGCGUCAAGAUACGCCGUUCGAGCGGCUAUUUCGCCUGUAUUCUGGGCAGCGUUCGUGGACGAGAACUUCCGGCCGUCGGAUGGAAGUAUUGGAGCAUCUUGUAACGUAUGCAAAGAAGGGAGCGCCAACGAUGGCGGCGAGCUGAAGGUUUAUGGGGGAUGUCACAAUGUCAAGUAUUGCAGUCCUGCGUGUCAGCGCGCGGACUGGAAGCUGCACAAGGUCCUCUGCAAGAAGUAG
Messenger RNA from Anthostomella pinea, 1980 nucleotides. NCBI's taxonomy places the organism in Eukaryota, Fungi, Ascomycota, Sordariomycetes, Xylariales, Xylariaceae. The record is from the annotation of a GenBank genome assembly.